This is a messenger RNA of Bemisia tabaci, 3201 nucleotides long. RefSeq names its product DNA mismatch repair ATPase Mlh1. Gene Ontology annotation, cellular component: MutLalpha complex. The record is from RefSeq and is a predicted model, not a curated record. Gene Ontology annotation, molecular function: ATP binding; ATP hydrolysis activity; mismatched DNA binding. Gene Ontology annotation, biological process: mismatch repair. Lineage: Eukaryota; Metazoa; Arthropoda; Insecta; Hemiptera; Aleyrodidae.
AACCUCCUCUCUGCUCUUUGUUUUUGUUUUGUUAUGAGUUUAAAUUUUCUGCACAUGCCACUUAUUUCUGUUAAUUCCGAACUUUCGAAGCUGUAGUUUUCUCACUAUUCAUUGUUGUAACAUUUUCAAUCAUGGAUGAUAAAAUUCCUCCUACAAUACGAGCAUUGGAUGAAACGGUAGUCAACCGUAUUGCUGCUGGAGAAGUAAUUCAGCGUCCUGCAAAUGCCCUCAAAGAGCUGCUCGAGAACAGUUUGGAUGCCAAAUCAACUAAUAUUCAGAUAACAUUAAAGGCUGGAGGUCUUAAAUUAUUACAGAUUCAAGAUAAUGGAACUGGCAUUCGCAAAGAAGAUCUAUCCAUUGUAUGCAAACGUUUCACGACGAGUAAACUCAGCAGUUUUGAAGAUCUAAACACAAUUGCAACUUUUGGUUUUCGUGGAGAAGCCCUUGCAAGUAUCAGUCAUGUAGCGCAUCUUACAAUCAUCACAAAAACAUCUCUGGAGCCUUGUGCCUAUAAGUGCACGUAUGAAGAUGGAAAUUUAAUCGGAACCCCUAAAAUGAUUGCUGGAAAUCAGGGAACGACUAUUAUAGUUGAAGAUUUGUUCUAUAAUAUAGCAACACGGAAAAAAGCAUUGAAAAAUCCUAGUGAAGAGUUCGCAAAAGUGGCUGAUGUUGUAAGUAAAUAUGCUGUUCACAAUCCCAAAGUAGGUUUUUGCUUGAAAAAACAAGGAGAAAGCUUGACUGACAUUCGAACACAUCCAAACUCAACCCAUGUUGAUAAUAUCAAAGCAAUUUAUGGUACUAAUGUAGCAAGAGAAUUGCUGGAAGUAGAUCUUGAAGAUGAAAAAAUGAAGAUUAAGUUUAAAGGAUUUAUUUCAAAUGCAAACUACGCAACCAAAAAACCUCACUUUCUUCUGUUCAUUAAUCACAGAUUAGUCGAUUCAACAGCCCUACGCAAAGCCCUAGAGAAUAUCUAUAGUUUGUACUUGGCGAAGAAUUCCUACCCUUUCAUGUACCUGAGCUUGGAACUUGAUCCAAGAAAUGUUGAUGUCAAUGUACAUCCGACAAAGCAUGAAGUAUUUUUCCUUCAUGAGGAAGUCAUCAUCGAAAAAGUGAAAUCUGCCAUUGAGGCCAAGUUGGCAGGUGCAGACCACUCUCGUGCAUUUUACUUAAAGUCAAAAUUUUUACCAUCGAAGCCAAUGAUACCGAGUAAAGAAGAAAACCCAGUCAAAAACAAAGAUAAGGAAGCCCCAGUAGCACCAUGUAAAAUGGUUCGCACGGAUCCAAAAGCUCAAAAAAUGGAUAAAUUUUUACUCCCUUCCCAAUCAUCUGAUUGUGAUAAAGACAGCCAGCCGAAAAAAGUUAUAGCUCCAGCAUUCAAGAAGACUUCAAGUAGCAAUGCCCAACGGCGAGAAAUCAAUCUGACUAGCGUUCUUACUCUGCGGCGAGUAAUUGAAGAACAAUGUAGUGUAACCCUCCGAGAAAUAUUCAAUCAAGCCACGUAUGUUGGCUGCACAAAACCGCAUUGGCUUCUUUUUCAAAGCACUACAAAUUUAUUCUGUGCUAAUAUCCAGACAAUCAUGUCGGAGGCAUUUUAUCAAAUCCUUUUGUACGAGUUUGGAAAUUUUGGAGCGAUAAAAUAUUCCGAGCCCAUGAAUAUAAAAGAACUCCUACUUUUGGGAUUGGAACUUGAUGAAGCCAAGAAGUACUUAGAAGAUGGGCCUGCUGAAGAAGUUGUGCCAAAAGCACUCGCCAAACUGAAGAAGCGAGCACUUAUGUUAGACGACUAUUUCUCUCUUGAAAUGGAUGAGGAUCAGAAUCUCAUCACUAUACCACUCCUUCUUGAUGACUACAUUCCUCCUCAAGAAGGCUUACCCAUGUACCUUCUGCGUCUGGCUUUUGAAGUUGAUUGGACAUCCGAAAUUGAGUGUUUCAGGACAUUUUGUCGUGUCACUGCAGAAUAUUACGGAUCUUUCAAGUAUUUGACCAGAUCUUCAAAUUGGCAGAAAUUAGUGGAACACACUUUUUUCCCCGUAGUCAAAUCUCAGUUCCUACCUCCAAUGAAUUUUUCAGACAACAAAUGUUUGCUUCUCAUUGAAGAUAUUCAAAACCUUUACAAAGUUUUUGAGCGUUGUUGAUCUAUCACUACUUUUUGGAGCAUUUGUAAACCAGGGAACAAAAUAUCUGUAACAUCGAAAGAAUCUUUGCUUCAGAGGAAUGCUCACAAUACUCAUAAUGAGAAAAAGAUAACACUUCAAGUCGUCUCAAGUAAUAAGUUCCGUAUUUUAUUUUUUUUACCCUUUUGAUAUUACUGUCUACUUGUGUCUCUUCAGGAGUCCCAUAACCAUUUGUGAUUGUGAUUCUAUUUCGAUUAUUUAUAUUUGUUUAAUUUCUUUAUACGGGCUGUUGUAGAUUUUUGCAAGAGCUGAAGAGAAAUUUGUAUACUUGUAUUCCAUGUAAAAUUGCUCAAAAAUCACCGUGUUCAUAUGUUCCUCCCAUACUGUAAGGUGAGGAGUGAGCAUUAGCCUUUGCAAACCUAGUUAUAGUGCCUUUUAAGUGUACACUAUUCAACCUGCUCUUUAGCUCUGACAUCAGUCUGCAACAGCCAAAUAUUGAUAUAAUGAACCUAGUGGUGGCUGAACUAGAAGAAUGUUUCUUGAUUAGCCAUAUCACAGACUUUCAUUGUAUUCCUUCAUGUUUUAAUUGUUAACCUUUAUCUCUUUGUAAGCCCCAAAAAUUAUUGAAACAGUUCUGGGAUAGUCAGAAUAAGGUAACUUUUUGCAACAUGUUCCGAUGUCCAAUUAUCCAAGUGCACUACUGUCCCAUCAUUAAAGCGUGCCAUUCUCAGAUUUCAUUUUUAGAAAAGGCAGGCAGUGUUCAAAUUAUUAAGUGAAAUAUAUUUCGUCCUUCGAGUGAGGAGGUCAUUAUUUUUUUUCAAAAAACUCCACUACUCAAACUUUAUUGAAUUUAUCAAUCGCUACUAAAGGUAAACCUCCUCAUUUCCAUUGUUUAUAUUCAUUGUAAUUAUUAUUGGAGCUUUUCUGUGAUAUUUUGCGGUGAUCAAACCGUUCAUGAUUUUUUAAUAUUUUUUAAAUGUACCAGUUGUUAAGAAAUGUUUUGUCCUUUUCUCAGGUAAUUGUGGUACUUCUUGUUAGUUCAUAUUUUAUGAAAAUGACAUUGAAAUACAUGAAACCACACACCUAA